This is a messenger RNA of Amyelois transitella, 3342 nucleotides long. RefSeq names its product coiled-coil domain-containing protein 39 (gene Ccdc39). The transcript has 24 exons. NCBI's taxonomy places the organism in Eukaryota, Metazoa, Arthropoda, Insecta, Lepidoptera, Pyralidae. The coding region runs from base 203 to 3181 and encodes 992 amino acids. Gene Ontology annotation, biological process: cilium-dependent cell motility; cilium movement; inner dynein arm assembly. Gene Ontology annotation, cellular component: axoneme. The record is from RefSeq and is a predicted model, not a curated record.
UCUUGUUUUGUUUUAGAAACUCAGUUUGUUAAAUGGCGCUGGAUUUGUUUUUGUUUGUCUUAAAUGUUUAUUAUUACUUAGAUACCAACAAGGAUGCUGAUUAUUGAUCUAACAUUUUAAUAUUUAAUUGUUUUAUAUAUACGUACUUUAUUCUGAUUCUUUAUUCCUUAUGUGAAUAAAUAUAUCUCUGGACUCUGCAACAAUGAGUGAAAAAAGCAAAGUUCCUGGUUAUAUGGCACAUCUUUUAGAAGAACUUGGCUGGAAUCAGGGUACCAGAAUACCUUUGGCGAAUUCUGAUAAUCAAGAACUUGAAACACUUUUGAUAACAAGGCAAAAUGAAAUUCAACAACUCAAAGAGGCACUCAUUUUACAAAAUCAAAAACGUGAAGAUCUUAACAAGUAUAAGGAUUAUGUCCAUUCUGAAUAUCAGGAAAACACACGCUUGCUAUUUGCUCAUAAGCAGCAGUUGGAGCAGGAGGUGAAACUGAAACAGCUGGCCUGCAAUGAAGCUGACAGACUUGAUAGAGAUAUCAUUGACAACCACAAACAGAGCAAAGAUAUUAACAGUCGCAUUGAACGUGCCCAAGUCAGCAUAGGCCGCUUGCUAAAGAAGGCGGACUCUCUGAAGAGCGAAGUGUGUGGCGAGCGUGGCGCCCUGCAAGAGUGGCGUGCUGCCUUGGAGCGGAGCGCGGGAGAUAUCACGGCCAUUGAACAGUUCACGAAGCAAGACCUGUCCAAGGCUAAAGCAUUGGAAACAAAGAGGCAGAAGUUGAAAGUGGAACAUGAUCGUAUGCACGACCGGCUGUCGGAGCUCGUCUCCAACCUCAGCGCUGAAGAGAGAGCAUGUGAAAGAAUUUCUGUGCAGGUGAUGGAGGGGAUGGAGCAAAGGAAGCAAAUGAUGCAGAUGUGGACUAAUGCUGUUGAAAAUCUUAGACAACGUGACACGGACAUAAGACACAUUAGAGAAGACUAUGCAGUGCUAGAAGCUGAAGCUAACAAAAUGGCGGAAGAGUGCCGCGAGCAACAAGCUUUUUGCGACCAACAGCGCGGCAACAACAACGACGCUCAACGAGAGAACAUGGCGAUAGCGCAGCGACUCAGCAACGUCAGAUUAUCAUAUCAGCAGCUGUUGGAUGUCAACGCGACGCUGCACAGCGAGGUGGCCUGCCUCCAACGAGAGUUGAGCAACAUGCGCAACACGCUGGAGAAACUCCACAUGGAAAACCGGCAAAUCAUGGAGGAGCAGCAUAGGAAAGACGUCGCAUUGCAGGGCUUGGCCGCCAAGAUAAAAGAUUUGAAAGAAAAGCUGAAGGACUCGACAGACAAGACGAAGUCGUCUGAGAAACGGGCCAAAGAAUUGGAGGACAUGUUGAAUGAAGAAGAAAAAUACGCCUCCCAGCUUACAGUGAGCCAACAGCGAGCCAUGCACUGCUCGUUUGUGGAGCAGCAGAAAUUCUUGACGCUAAAAAACGAAGAGAAACUUUUCCAUAUGCAGCUCAAAGCAUCGAAAGCUGUGAUGAGCAAACUGGAGACCAAGCAACGUCUCGUCGAACGUAACCUGCAGAGUCAAAAGGAAUCCUUAUAUGCAAUUUGUUACCAAUUGGAGACACUCGGCGCUCGCGUGAUGCACAUGGAGGGGGCGAAAGCCGAGCGAGAAUGCUCUGCAGAGCUGUUAGAGAGAGAGAACAGACUGAAAGACGUGUCAGCCCGUCACGCGGCCCGCGUGGCGCUGUUGGAGCGGCACGCGGCGCGGCUGCUGGACGACAUGCGCCGGCUCACGCGCGAGCUCGAGGCGCGCUCGCUGGACCACUCGCGGCUGCAAAGUCGCCUAAAAUCCUCCAUACUGGGCGUGGAAGGCGGCGAGAAAGACCUGAGGGCUUCCCGCGACAUCUGGCGGCGAACGAGGGUUGAAGAGGCGCUGAUGAGGCUGAAAGUGGCGCACGCCGCACGCGCCCUGGCCGGCCUCGACGACACCGCCUUCUCGCUGGACUCUCAGCGACUGCAGCUGGAUGCUGCAAUGAACGAGCGUCUAGUCGAAAUCGCGGCUCGUCGUGACAUGUUCAGCGUUCAGAAGCGAGCGUUGAUUGAGGACUGCGGGAAGUUACGUAGCGAGAUACGGGAGCGAGAACAGCGCAUUGAUCAGCUGAAGAAGAGAUAUGAAAUAUUUAUUGGAUCACUCGGAAAAGAUGAAUCAGGACAGCAGCUUUCUGUUACCUUCUUUAAAAUAAAGUUCGCGGCGGAGCGCGCCGAACUGCGCACGCGUGGCGCGGCGCUGGACGGCGACAUCACGCGGCGCGAGCGCGACGUCGCGGCGCUGGAGGCCACGCUGCGGGUCGUGCACAGCGCGCACCAGCACUUCAUGCGGCACCUCGCGCCGCUGCAGCACGACACCCCGGAGAUCGAGGAGCUUAACGAGCUCUCGAAGCAAUAUUACGUCGCUCGUGAUGAGCUGAAGAAACAAAACGCAGAAAUCGAGGCUCUUGACCAAUUAGUGUCGGACACUCGCUCUCGAAGGACUAUGCUUGUGGACAAGAGAAAACAACUCGAAGCCAGGCAUGCUGAAGCGGAAAAUGAAUUGGAGUCAGUUCGAGAACGCCUUACACGCCAAGAGUGUCAGCUCUCCAAUGCGCGUGACAUCGUGAAACACAACGCGAGGCGCGCGCGGAAACUAGUGGAGGGGGUGGACGAAUGGCGUUUCUUCCAGAUGUCGGUAUGGGUGCGCGACUACGCCGAGGCGGCUUACAACGCUCUCAGCAACCUUGACCAAAUCUGCGAGUCACCCGAACUCCACAUCCGCCUCGCCGUGCUGCUCUCCUCCACGGACCUGCAGAGACAUGUCGCCACUCACCAGCGACGGCUGCUCAUGUUCAUAGAGCGCAUCGCUAACGACUCUACUGAUAGACGUGCAAAAUCUAUACGAGUGGAGGAAUCGAUAUUCUCAACAUCGUCGGAGUCUGUGCACAGUGGCAUGAGCGUGGCGAGCGGAUACACUAAGAGGCUGUCCGCAUUCCGCAAGACCCUGGCUGAGAAGGUCGGCGAGGAUUCGUUGGCCGACGAACCGGCUGAACAUGCGCGCAAGUCGGCAAUAUCGAUGCGUGUGGUGACGCUUGGAUUCGAAGAACCCCAAGAGAAGUGCGGUCCUAGACGUUGCAGUAUGCAGUCUCAGCGGUCUUUGAAAUAAAUCAGUAAAUAAGGCCGUUCUUUAUAGGUAAUGUUUGAACUAAGGGGUCAUGUAUUUUCAGCAUUAAUGCUUAGAAAAGAAAACAGUGUGAGGGUUGUGGGUCGACAUGAGAAAUGUAGACAAAUUCUGGUAAUGUUGACAUUGUAAACUAUUUAGCUAAU